This is a messenger RNA of Haliotis rubra (blacklip abalone), 2723 nucleotides long. RefSeq names its product nuclear factor 1 X-type-like. Gene Ontology annotation, molecular function: DNA-binding transcription factor activity, RNA polymerase II-specific; RNA polymerase II cis-regulatory region sequence-specific DNA binding. Gene Ontology annotation, cellular component: nucleus. NCBI's taxonomy places the organism in Eukaryota, Metazoa, Mollusca, Gastropoda, Lepetellida, Haliotidae. The record is from RefSeq and is a predicted model, not a curated record. The transcript has 11 exons. The coding region runs from base 232 to 2175 and encodes 647 amino acids. Gene Ontology annotation, biological process: regulation of transcription by RNA polymerase II.
ACAACAACAAAAGGUUCGUGUUCAUAACACACUACGUCAUAAUCAAAAUGGGAACCUCUUUCAAGAAAUAGGAUUACAACAUUUCUUCUUUCGGCUAUUCUUGAGCUUUUACGUGCGUACUGAGUGAUGCGUGACCAUGACUCCUUCUCAAACUAUGGAUAGUGCUGGCUGAAUCGACUGCGAUGAAUCCAGCAGUUCUAAGACAAGAUCCAUGCGACUAGGUCUCGAAGGAUGACCAUGGAUGAAUUUCACCCGUUCAUUGAGGCCCUACUGCCGCAUGUGAAGUCAUUUUCUUAUACCUGGUUUAACCUUCAAGCUGCCAAGCGCAAAUAUUUUAAAAAACAUGAAAAAAGAAUGUCAAUGGAGGAAGAAAGAAGGGUAAAGGAAGAACUUCAGAAUGAAAAACCUGAAGUAAAGCAAAAAUGGGCAUCUCGUCUCUUGGCCAAAUUGCGGAAAGAUAUUACUCAAGAAUGUAGAGAAGAUUUUGUUUUAAGCAUCACUGGAAAAAGGCCGCCAGUGUGUGUAUUGUCCAAUCCUGACCAAAAAGGGAAGAUCCGACGAAUAGACUGUCUCAGGCAAGCUGACAAAGUGUGGAGAUUGGAUCUUGUUAUGGUCAUCCUCUUUAAAGCAAUACCUUUAGAAAGUACAGAUGGUGAAAGGCUGGAGAAAUCACCUGAGUGUAUGCAUCCAAAUUUGUGUGUAAAUCCACAUCAUAUCAGUGUAUCUGUGCGAGAACUAGAUUUAUACUUGGCAAACUUUAUUCAUAGUUAUGUUCCAGAUUCUCAUUCAGAUUACAGUGAAGUGCCAAUGAAUGGAGAUCAGGACAUCAAAGUUCCAGGUAACAUUCAUUCAGGGGUGUCUGGAAAUGACAGCAUUAUGGCAACAGGUGUAUUUUCUGCUAAGGAAUUGCUGAGAGUUACAAGAUCUUCAAUAAUGUCACAUCAAAAUGGAAAUCAUGGCAUGAUGGUGCAGAACAAAAUGGAUAGCCCCAGUUACUACAACUACAGCCCACAAUCAGAAUCUGCACUGGUCAAUAUGCAUGCUGGCAUGCCGAAUGGCCAGCCAACCCUCAGUCCUGCUGCGGGAAAUCCACAUAAACGAUUGAAACGCACAACUAUGAGCUCCAUUUCAUCUGCAGAAGAUGAUGUUGAAAGUGUUGGUGAAGAGGCAGAAACUAUAAACCAAUACUAUGCCAAACCAGCAUCAAGUAUUGGCCAGCAAGCUUCCUGGCAAAGUGAUCAUGUGGAUUCAGGUUUACAAGAAUCGAUGAUAAUGAGUUCCAGUCAGACGGGCCAUGUGGGACACCCUAAUACCAUGAAAUACCAAGAGAAUCAUGGCAGUGAUACUUUUUCUGACUUUGUUACAUUGGUUUGCCAGGAGGCUCAAAAUUCCCAAACUCAAUCCAGUCCAUCUACACCACCAAUGAAGAGUCCUACAAAACUACCCCAAUUCUUUGCACCAGGAAUGUUGCCACCGCCUCCACCACCACCACCAAACCUUGCUAGGCCAGUUGCUAUUCUCCGUACAUCUGACGGACAGGCUGUGAUCAGCAGCAGUUCUCCAGUAUCAAGCUCUGUAACAAGUACCAGUAUCUCUACAGCUAACAGUCCCAGUAUUGUAUCCAGCUCUCCAGGCACUCCACCUGUAAACAGAACCAUUAUGUCUAGUCCUUUUACUGUUUUGUCUCGUCCAGAACACGCCUUUGCACAUAUACAUCCUCAGGGUCAUCAGGUGUUUACCUAUCCCAGCAUUAGUCCAGUAAAUGCCAUAAGUGGAGUGAUCAGCCCAACUACUCUUAGCCUGAUAGCAUCGCCUGUAGCCACGCCACGCACAACUCCUCGCUCAACACCAAUACCUCGGUGGACCACACCAUUUAUCCCUUUGGAUGAAAAUAUGGACUACAAUAUGUUGGCUAACAUAAUGCCAACAGUGAACCCAGAUGAAGGACUUUUGAAUGAAGAACGAUUCUUCCCAGUGGUACACAAUAGUGAAGGUAUGGAAUCAGGUGGUAGCAGUGGCAGCUCAGGUUCUUCACACCAGCAUCAGCAGCAGCAGCCGCCACCACCACAACCUGCCCAGGCGGGUCAGCACUCCAGUCCCCACACGUCUAGUGUAGUACCUCCAUCAGCAGCACCCCCUUCCCCACAUAAGUCUCAAGCACAUGAGCAGACUUGAUCAAUAUACCUCUCGCCAUGAGGCGAAUUUUAAAGGAAUGCAAAGGCACUGAAAGUGCAUGCUUGGCUGUGAUAGCAUUGUUUGUUACAAAUUGUACAUUGGUGUGUUCCAACAACAAUAACAUAUUGGUGUUGUAUGUUACUAUUAUUAUCAUUAUUAUGAUGACUAUUAUUCUAUAUAGUUACCCAAUUUUAUUCUUUCCUUGUUCAAGAAAGUUGUUUUUAAGACUUACAAGAGAUUUGUGAAUGGAGUAUUUAUAAACAGGAAAGUGUAAGACACAGAUGUUGUAUGAGAUUCAACUCCAAACACUUCUUCAUAUUUAACUGAUUUUAUUUUAUUUGCCCAUUUGAGCAGCUGUGAUGUUUUAUACUUGCAUGUUUGAGUAUUAAAGCUGUGCUUCCAUAACUAUGCAGUUUCGAAGGUCUUAAUGUGUAUAGUUAAAAGGUUACUUUUCUAUGUUGUUCCAUUUGUCAAUGACACAUUAGGAUGUUAUGCAAUGCAACUUUUCAUUUUUGUAAUCUGUUAAUAUUAAACCAACAGAGAAAGUU